AUGAUUAAUUAGAUACAUCUUAAUGAUAUCGAAUUAAUCUUAACAUUCUAGAAUCCAGAUAGUUUUGAAUAAAUCAAGGACAAAAUUAUUGAAACUAAUUAAUUUCCAAAAGAAGCUGUUUCUGAAAUUGAAAUAAAUGGUAUUAAAUACUCAAGCUAAUUUGUAUUGAACCCUUAAUCAAAAUUUCCUAUUAAAGAAAAUUUUCAAUUUAAAACAAACAUUGGUUUCUUUAAUAGACUUUCCAAGACUUUUUAUCUUAAUGUAGAUUUAUGUGAACCAAUAAAAAAAAUAUUAAUGGAUAUUAGAAAUUCAAUACUUACUAUAGAUUAUUCUGUAAAUAUUGUUCAAUCUAAUAACUUAAUUUACUUGAAUUCUUACUAAGAAAUUCCAUAAUAACUUGAGUUCAAUUUCGAAGCGAACUUCUAUAUUGAAUUCAAAGAAAUUUAACAUAAUUUUAAAAUUAAUCCUUUUGAAAUGAUCAAAGAUAUUAAACUUAUGAUUUCAUAACUUUUUAAGAUUGAAAUUGAAUUUUCUCUUUCUUAUAACAAUGUCAAAUUAAAUGAAUAAGAUUAAUAUUUGGAUUAUCAUAUUCCAGAUUAUUCAAAAAUAAAUAUAGAUUUAUAAAAUCGAAUCAAAAUCUUUCUAAAAUAUAACAAUAUUGUUCAUUAACAUUCAAUAUUAUCUAAUUAGAAAUUGGGAGAAUUCAAAUGUAGAAUGAGAAAAAUUUAUAAUAUUCCUUUAAAUUAAGAAUACUAAUUAUUAUUUCAAAAUAAUCCUCUUGAAAAUAAUCAAGAAUGUAUUUCAAAUAUUUUUUCUGCAGAUGGCUCUCAUAUAAUUUUGAAAUUAAUUUAAAAGGAAAUUUAAUUAACCUUAUAGGAUUUAAAUUCUUAAGAAAAAUUUAAUUGUUAAGUUUAAUCAAUUGACUUAGUUUCUUCCUUAACUAAGUAAAGUUUUUUUUUAAAUAAGUAGGUCAUCUUUUAUUAUAAUAAAUAGAAACUCAUAAUGACUCAAAGAUUUGAAUAAAUUCAAUUUAAUUCAGAUAAUUUCAUUAUUAAUUAUCGUAUAAUAGAUGAAUUUCUCAUUUAUUUUUCUUGCAAUAUUGAUCAAACAAUUUAUAUAAAAUAUUUCUCAGAAGAAAAUACCCUUUAUGAUGCAAAAUGCAUAUUCGCCUAGAGUUUAUAAAAAUAGACGACUGCAAUUUCUAUUUUUUCGUAAGAUACCUAAUUAAAAGAUGACCAGCUAAUUAUCCAUUUUAAACAAUAAGAAUUAUUUAUUUAUGAAACAAAAUUAAUUAGCUUUCAUACAAGAAAGGGAUAGGUCUUAAAAUAAAAAGUUUAUAAGGCUUGUAUGAAAGUAAAAGAAAUAAAAAAUGAUUUCUAAAGAGAAAUAUCUUAAAAACCCUGUAAAUAUGAAUUUAACUAAUCUCCAAUUGAUGAUGAAGAUAAAUUACUAUCAGAUAUUACUGAUUAAACGGAGAUUAUUUUAUAUGUUGAUUUUCAACUUAAUCUAAAACUUAUCAAUAAUGAAUUGAAAACAGAAUAAUUUAAUGUUUAGUUUCAUUAAACAGAAAUUGUCUCCUCUAUUUUCUCUAAAUUUUAAAAAGGUAAUUUACAAUACUAUUAUAAUGGUUAAUUGAUAGAUAUUAAUAAGAGUUUUAAAGAUAAUCUAAUUUAAAACAACUCUUGUAUUUAUUAUGAAAAAAUAUAUAAUUUUUAGUUUUAAUUCAUAAACAACAACUAAAUAAUUAAAAUUCAAGUUAAAUCAUUAAACACUAAAAUCAAGGAUGCUGUAUAACCAAUAUUAAAGGAAAAUCAUCCUCAAAAUUUUUAAUUUUCUUAUAAUAAUCGCUUAAUCAAUUUAGAAAAAACUUUUAGUUAAGAAAAAAUCAAAGAAGGAGUUAUAUAAAUAGAAUUAAAAAAAUUAAUCGUAAAUAUUUAUGAUAAAAAUAAAAUUUAUAAAUAUCACGUACAUCCAAAUUUAACUAUUGAAAAAUUAAAUAAAGAAAUUAAUAAUAAUAAAAAUAAAUGGUUAUUUAAAUUAGAUAAUGAUGAAAUAUUAUAAGAUAAUAUUGAAUUAUCAAAUUUAAAAAAUUCUAAUGGUGAAGUAGAGUUAAUUUACAAGGGAUAUAUUAAGCAGAAUACAAUUUUACAUUAAUAUUCGGAUGAAGUAUCAAUUGAUUUUAUUGUAACACAAAACAUUAAAACCCUUGAAAUUUGA
Molecule: messenger RNA, 2217 nt
Organism: Paramecium primaurelia
Lineage: Eukaryota; Ciliophora; Oligohymenophorea; Peniculida; Parameciidae
Source: the annotation of a GenBank genome assembly